CUAAUUACAGAUUCAUCAGUGUCUGAAUUGUGUAUAAAUACACUGUAAAUUUACACUGGGCCACAACUUUCUAUAGCAGUGUUUGAUUUAGUGCUUGUUAUUUUGCUCUGUUUUUUCCUAGGCAAAAGUAAUGACUUCUCAAAUACGCCAGAACUACCAGGCAGAGUGUGAAGCCGCUGUGAACAGACUCAUUAACUUGGAACUCUAUGCUAGCUAUGUGUACUUGUCUAUGUCCUACCACUUUGACCGUGAUGAUGUAGCCUUGUGCCAUGUAGCUAAGUUCCUUAAGGACCAAUCCCAGGAAGAGACAGAGCAUGCUGAGAAAUUCAUGAAGUAUCAGAACAAGAGAGGAGGUCACGUUCUGCUCAAGGACAUCAAGAAGCCAGAAAAAGAUGGUUGGGGCAAUACACUAGAUGCCCUCCAGAGUGCCUUGGCACUGGAGAAGGAGAUCAACCAGGCCCUACUGGAUCUGCACAAGCUGGCAACUGAGAAAGAAGACCCUCAUCUGUGUGAUUUCCUGGAGUCUGAAUUCCUGGAGGAGCAAGUAAAGGCCAUCAAGCAGCUGGGAGACCACCUUACCAACUUGAAACGUUUGGGCCUGCCCCAGAAUGGCAUGGGAGAGUACUUGUUUGACAGACUGAGCUUGAAAAAGAGCAGUUGAAUUCUCACAUCUGAUAGCUUAAGUUGUACUUGUUCUGAAAGGAAACAAAUAAAAAAAAUCAAAUCAAUAA
This is a messenger RNA of Anolis carolinensis (green anole), 731 nucleotides long. Its product is annotated as ferritin heavy chain A. The transcript is spliced from 4 exons. The record is from RefSeq and is a predicted model, not a curated record. Bases 131 to 661 code for a protein of 176 amino acids. Lineage: Eukaryota; Metazoa; Chordata; Lepidosauria; Squamata; Anolidae. Gene Ontology annotation, molecular function: ferric iron binding; ferrous iron binding. Gene Ontology annotation, biological process: iron ion transport; intracellular iron ion homeostasis. Gene Ontology annotation, cellular component: cytoplasm.